AUGCGCCAGAAUGGUGCAAAACAGAUAGGCAUUGCCAGACAGAUAUUUGUGUUACAAGGAACGCUCCGCACAGUCUUACAGAGGUACGCCCAGUCCAGUGUACCUACACAGAGGCCAAGCCCAAGGCAUCCAGAACUUACCAUAGGGAAACAGAAUCCAUUCUUCCAUUUCAGUUGGUCCAGCGUUCCUGACUCCUGGCGAGAAGAAAUGAAACGCCGAGUUAAUCAUAUGGAAGCCACGUGCCAAAAGACAAAUAGAUCGCUAGACGGCAGCACUGCAAAUAAAGGGCCGCUUAGUCACGUGAUGUACGUUGACGACAGACACCGCUUGAUUUUGUGUGCAAUGCCUAAAGUCGGUUGUACAAGCUCCAAACGCCUGCUCUAUGCCUUGACUGGCAAUAUAGAUAAGGAGAAUUACUUUAAAUUUGGCGAUAAUCGUGGAGGUUUAGUCACCAGUUACAGGAAAUAUCUACCAAGAUUGGAGCAUUUUUCAUCGUUUGGUGUUCAGUUUCGACUAAAAAGAUACUUAAAAGUCAUCCUAGUGCGCCACCCGCUAGAACGACUUGUAUCAGCCUACAGAGACAAGGUUGAGGGUGUCACUAAUGACGUUGUAUAUCCCCAAACUGCCAAAAAGAUUGCAAAAAUGUUCGAGGUCAACCCAUCUCCUGGAAUGCUCGCAGGAAAAGAGGGAGUUUCGUUUCCGGCCUUUGUGAAGUAUAUUUCAUCUCUGGACCCGAAAAAAGACUAUGACGGCCAUUUUGAAAAUUAUAAUCGAUUGUGCAGUCCGUGUGAGGUUCACUAUGACGUCAUCAUCAGGUGGGAAACACUGAGUCGUGACGUCAAAAUGAUGCUGGAGCUGCUAGGGGUCGCGGACAUAUUCGAAUUCCCAACAUCCGAAGGCCGGCAGCAUUCCACAGAAAUUUGGAAGAAGUAUUUUACCAGUGUCAACCGCACAGAUAUCAGAAAACUAUGGCGGCAUUACGACCUCGAUGCGCGCCUCUUUAAUUAUACCCUAAAUUGGCUUUAG
Lingula anatina is the source of this 1026-nucleotide messenger RNA. RefSeq names its product carbohydrate sulfotransferase 9-like. The record is from RefSeq and is a predicted model, not a curated record. Gene Ontology annotation, cellular component: membrane. NCBI's taxonomy places the organism in Eukaryota, Metazoa, Brachiopoda, Lingulata, Lingulida, Lingulidae. Gene Ontology annotation, biological process: carbohydrate biosynthetic process. Gene Ontology annotation, molecular function: sulfotransferase activity.